Molecule: messenger RNA, 2511 nt
Organism: Alosa alosa (allis shad)
Lineage: Eukaryota; Metazoa; Chordata; Actinopteri; Clupeiformes; Clupeidae
Gene: sdccag8
Product: SHH signaling and ciliogenesis regulator sdccag8
Exons: 15
Coding region: 138-1853 (571 amino acids)
Biological process (GO): tube formation; centrosome cycle; establishment of cell polarity
Cellular component (GO): centrosome; centriole
Source: RefSeq, a predicted model, not a curated record
AGUUACGUUGCAACCGUUGAGCAGCGUCUGAGUGGCAAAGCAAAGCAGACUCUGCUCAGCACUGAAGUAUUUCACCUUGAGAUAAAGGCAUUAACACAAACGGGUAUAUAGACUACUUUCCAUAACGUUAGUCUACUAUGAAGCCAUCUCCCGAUUCAGACGAAGAUGAGGAGUUGGGAGCGUAUCAGAGGAAACUGCGAGAAAAAGCUAACCGCAGCAUCCAGCAACUCAGCACUGUAUUGGACCGAAGUUCCGAGUCGGAGGAAGUGGUGGUAGUGGACAGACAGGCAAACUCAGAUGCAGACCACAGUGUUGACGAUUCAUCGCAUCAACAACUCCAAGAGAGCGAAGCAGUAUCUCAGUUGCGGUCACUUCUGCAAAAACAGCCAAGAGAAGCAGUCAAUAUCACGCCAUCGAAAAGAAAAUCAACGCCCAAGCAGAAGUCUCCUGAGGAGUUGAAAGGCAGCUUGCCUGCCAUGCAGGAUCUAGUGCCCAUCAUUCACAAGCAGUCUGAUUACAUUCGGCAGCUGGAGGCUGAGGUCAACUUCUGUAAGGAGGAGCUUGUGGGCAUGAAACAGAGGGUGCGGGUGGUGAUUGUUGAGAAUGAGAGGCUACACGAGGAACUCAAAUGCAAAGUAGUUGCAGAGACGCUGAUGGACCACAGCACAAUGAAUCCCGUGGCCCAGUUGAGUAGUCCAGAACGGGCCAUGAAGCCCAAACCCACCCCCAGAACCCCCCACCCGGCAGAGGACAACAAGUGGAGGAGAGAGCUGGACCAGCUUAAGACUCUCUAUCAGGCUCAGUUGCAGACCCUGGAGGCACAGGUGAUGGCUCUGAAGAAGGACUUGGCGACAGCCCAGAGGGAGAGUGAGGAGGUCAAAGGUCGCCUGCGCCACCGCGAGGCCAUGAUGGCGGCGUCGGCAGGUCAGCCCCAGGUGGGGGGGCUGUGUUUGCGUUGUGUCCAACAUGAGGCGGUUCUGGCAGAGACACACACCAACGUACACACGCAGGCCAUUGAGAGGAUCACCAAAGAGCGUGAUGAGCUGAUGACAGUGCUGUGUACACUUCGGGCCAGUCAGGCCGAGGCUCAGCAGAGAGAGUGGAGCUCCUACCAGCAGGUGAAGCAGGCUGUGGAGAUGGCAGAGGAGGCCAAACUGGAGAAGACUCGGGCGGAGGUGCAGUGUGAGCAGUUGCGUAGUGAGCUGUCUCGUCAGCGGGAACGUCUGGAACAGGAGCUGCAGGCCCAGCAGCACAGGAUCUCCCAGGCCAGAGACGCCGCGCGCCAGCAGGCCAGCCAAGACAAGGACCAGCUCGCCCAGACGGUGGGAAGUCUGUCUCAGAGGGUGGCUGAGCUGGAGGGGCUAACGGAACGUGCGGACCGAGAGAAGACCUCUCUGACUGGACAGCUGGAGGAGGCCUACCACAAACUGACCAAUCAGGAGGCAGACAACAGCAAGGUGUGUGGGGAGCUCCGGUACCUGCUGAGCCAAGCCCAGCUGAAGAGAGAGGAGGCUGAGAGAGACCUGAGGGACUCCAGCACCAAACACACCCGCCAGCUCCAGCUCUGUCAACAGGAAGUGGAGCGUCUGGGCGUGGAGCUGGGCGGUUGCCGGCGGCGACUGGAGGAGGCCCAGAGGGCGGGUAGCCGAGCGCAGGAGGAGUCCGUGGGUCUGGAGGAGCGGCUGGGCCGCGCUGAGCACCAACUGCACCUCACCAGGCAGGAGAAGGAAGUGUUGGAGCGUUGCCGUGGUGAGGACGUGGCGGCGCUGACCUUCCAGUGGCAGCAUCGAGAGCUCCAGCUCACCCAGCAGCUCCAGCAAAUGGACACGCAGCACGAGCGCGCCGAAACUUGACGCCAUGCUGCUCGGCGGAACAAAGCCGCUUGGAAAACAAAGGGCUGGGCUGCUUUUGGCACGGCGCGCCGCCACACAUGUUGUCUAAAGAGAAGGGGCUUCAGAGGCGCAGCAGGAAGCUCUCCUGGCUUAUGGAAUUAGGCCUUUAAUACUGCACACCACUUGCCUCUCCAAGCAGAGAAUGGCCACUCUCACAAGCUAAUUAGCUUUUUCUCUCUCUUUCUUUUUUUCUCUCCCCAUCUCUCUCUCUCUCUCUCUCUCUCUCUCUCUCUCUCUCUCUCUCUCUCUCUCUCUCUCUCUCUCUCUCUCUCUUUCUCUCUUGCUCUUUCUCUCUCUGUCUGUCCAGCUCCCUCCAUGAAUGUCUGUUGAGCUUUUUCAGUAGUUGUUUAAGACAGAAUAGCCUCUAGAUGAUAUUGGGGUGUGUGUGUCUCUCUUUCUCUCUCUCUCUCUCUCUCUCUCUCUCUCUCUCUCUUCUGUUUGUUUUUCCUCCCAGUCUGUUUGUCGUUUAAUCCCCUCUCUUCCCCCUCCUUUUCUUUCUUCUGCUGCGUUGUCUCUGUGGCCCGUGCAAACCCAGCCGUUUUCAAAGCUCACUGUCUAAUUAAGAUUCUUUAGGCAACUUUUCCACUUUCAUAAAAUCAACUUUUUUUUUUCUCUCUUU